CUGCAGCCUCUCACCUUCCUCCUCCCUCUGCCCCUUUUUGCUCAUUUUUUUUCCCUAGGCACCAAGCUAUGUUUCCUGUCUAAACCUCGUUCUCGAAUUCUAGCGUCUUGUUUUCUUCCCUAUGACAAUCCCAUGCCUCUUCAAUCCAAUACCUAACCCUAAAAUUCCACUCGCUUCCCCAAAGAUUCCAUCUUUCCGCUUGUACUCCCCCUUAUUCCACUAAAAAUCUCACCUUCCCCCGCGUCAGUUCAGCCCGGAUCCCUUCUUCCUCUUCUACCCUCUUCAAUCAAAUCCUUUCGUUCUUAAAUCAACAAGAUCGGAUUUUGGCGCCUGGGUCUCGUUAGACACUCCAAAAUCCUAGUUUUUCCUCAAAAGAUCGGAUUUUGGUGUCUGGGGUGUGUUUGAUACCCCUAGUCUCUUUGUUUUUCCACAAAAAGAUCGGAUUUUGACGUUAGUUGUGUUCGAUACCCUAAGUUCCUUUGUUUUUCGUCGAAAGGAUCGGAGUUUGACGCCUGCGGUCGCGUUUGGUACUAGCAGAAUCCUUUUCCUCCAAACGAUCGAGUUUUGACGCCUUGGUAGUGUUUGAUAGCCCAAAAUCCUUCAUUUUUCCUCCAAAAGAUCGGAUCUUGGCCUUUGGGUUGCGAUCGAUGCCCUAAUUUCGUUCGUUUUUCCUCGAAAAGAUCGGAUUUUCACGCCUGUGUUAUAUACCCCAAAUUCCUUCGUACUUCCUCAAAAAGAUCGACUUUUGACGCCUUGAUCGAGACCGAACGGAAUGGAUCAGCAGGGCCAUCCCACCCCUCCAGUGAUCGGCGUCGCUGCUCCCGUUCCCUACCCCGCCGCCGCCGCCGCCGCCUCCAGCGGCCCCUACCAAGCCUAUCAGCACCUCUACCACCAGCAGCAACAGCAGCAGCAGCAGCAGCUGCAGAUAUUCUGGGCCGACCAGUACCGUGAGAUCGAGCAGACCAGCGACUUCAAGAACCACAGCCUGCCCCUAGCCCGCAUCAAGAAGAUCAUGAAGGCUGACGAGGAUGUGCGCAUGAUCGCCGCCGAGGCUCCUGUCGUCUUCGCCCGUGCCUGCGAGAUGUUCAUCCUGGAGCUCACCCACCGCUCCUGGGCCCAUGCCGAGGAGAACAAGCGCCGCACCCUCCAGAAGAAUGACAUCGCCGCGGCCAUCACCCGCACCGACGUCUUCGACUUCCUUGUCGACAUCGUGCCGAGAGACGAGGGGAAGGAGGACGUGCCCCGCCCCCUUGGGGCCCCGCCAACUGAUCCUCUCUCCUACUACUAUGUCCCCCAGUAGCUGCAUGGUGGCAAUGUGAGUCCUCCCAAGCUAUUCCUCCUAUCCUAUAUUGUGUUGUUUGCUUUGACUGAUGAUUUAGUUUUGAAUAUGGAGAGUUGGGGACUCGUCUGUUGUGAUGGUGCUGGAAGAGAAGCGAAGAAAAACUAAUUAUCAAUAUAUUUUGCUUGUCUUGUCUAUUGUGGGCUUUCUGUGGAUGGGUUUCUUUUAUUCAGAUUUAUCCCAUCUUAAUGUAUGUUUGGUGACCGAUGUAUCUUAUGCCAUCUAUCAUUGUAAGGCUUGCUGAUGCUUAGUUAUAUAUGGGUUCGACUGAGUAACAAAUUGAUAUGCAUAUACCUCUGCACAUUAUUGGAA
Messenger RNA from Elaeis guineensis (African oil palm), 1651 nucleotides. RefSeq names its product nuclear transcription factor Y subunit C-6. Gene Ontology annotation, cellular component: nucleus. Gene Ontology annotation, molecular function: DNA-binding transcription factor activity, RNA polymerase II-specific; protein heterodimerization activity; RNA polymerase II cis-regulatory region sequence-specific DNA binding. The record is from RefSeq and is a predicted model, not a curated record. Gene Ontology annotation, biological process: regulation of transcription by RNA polymerase II. Lineage: Eukaryota; Viridiplantae; Streptophyta; Magnoliopsida; Arecales; Arecaceae.